UGUCUUAACACCAGAUAGGUAAGGUAGAGUAGCCUUUUUAACGCCCUUCUCCCUAACAAACUCCCAUUAAUUUAAUUAUUAUUAUUAUUAUUAAGUUGUCUACCUCUCUUUUUUGUUAUUUAUUUGGCCAAUUAUAAAUCUUAAACACUCUAGCUGUGAUCCCCUCUCCUCAAGCACAGUUUCCUCUCACUAGGAAUCUCCUUGAGGGAUAGUAGCCCUCUUCCUCAGAUCCUCCUUCUUGAACAGGAGUUUCGCUCACUACAAGUCUAGGGGCCUACUUUCUCUCUCAUCAAAGUUUACAAGACCUUUUGAAAGUGGGUUUCUCUCUCUAGAAUUGGUUUUGAUCACCUGCCCACUUUACAAAUCUGGUCAUUUGGGUUAAUGUUAUGUGAAGGAAUUUUCUACAGAGAGAGAGAGAGGGAAAAGAAUGAUCGAUACUUGUGAACAAGAAAGCUCAGCCCCUGUUGAAACCAAUUAUUGGAAGAUGAAAGAGAAUUUGAAGAGUUGUGAAAAUUGCCGGACCACUAAAACACCUCUAUGGAGGAGAGGCCCUGCUGGUCCUAAAUCUCUGUGUAAUGCGUGUGGGAUCAAGUACAGGAAGAUGAGGAGGACCAUUCUUGGGCUUGGUGGUGAAGAGAGGGAAAAUAUGAAGAAGAGGAAGAGAUAUGGGGUCGAAGGUGAAGAGAGAGAAAGCAUUAAGAGGAGGAGUGAAGAGAGAGAAAGCAUUAAGAGAAGGAAGAGAUAUGGGGUUUCUUUGAAGCUGAGAUUAAUGCCACUGGGAGGGGAGGUAUUGUUUCAUAAGCAGGGGAAACCGGUGAAAGAAGUAGAACAAGCUGCAGUCCUUUUAAUGGCCCUUUCAUGUGGCACUGUUUACUCUUAGCUAUUCUCUCUCUUCAUGCCACUUCGAUAUGCUUGUAUUACUAUUGCUUACCCCACACACACUCUCUCUCUCUCUCUUAAGUGGGCCUUUUUUUGCCUCUGCAUUGGUUUAUGAAUUAUGUUUUCUUCUCAAUUCCAAUUUCCGAAAUCCAAAAUUUCACUGAAUUUUUUUAUGAAAUUCAAUACAACCAUUUUUAUUGUU
This is a messenger RNA of Amborella trichopoda, 1081 nucleotides long. RefSeq names its product GATA transcription factor 16. Lineage: Eukaryota; Viridiplantae; Streptophyta; Magnoliopsida; Amborellales; Amborellaceae. Gene Ontology annotation, molecular function: zinc ion binding; sequence-specific DNA binding. Gene Ontology annotation, biological process: regulation of DNA-templated transcription. The record is from RefSeq and is a predicted model, not a curated record.